Vespula vulgaris is the source of this 1934-nucleotide messenger RNA. RefSeq names its product protein obstructor-E-like. The transcript is spliced from 3 exons. Lineage: Eukaryota; Metazoa; Arthropoda; Insecta; Hymenoptera; Vespidae. Bases 371 to 1156 code for a protein of 261 amino acids. Gene Ontology annotation, cellular component: extracellular region. The record is from RefSeq and is a predicted model, not a curated record. Gene Ontology annotation, molecular function: chitin binding.
CGACACGAAAACUCAUCGGCCGAGGAGAGAGAGAUAAAUUCUUCUCGGUGUUUAAACGAAAUUUUUUUAAAAAAGAAAAAGAAAAAAGAAAAAAAAAAGGAAGGAACAAUUCACGUCCUAUUACUAUAUAACUAUUACUAUUACUACUAUUUAUCCCAACGUUGAUCGUAGUAACAAAGUUAGUUGUAAUAACAACUCCGAUAAAUAGUAAUACAUAUAUAUAUAUAAAUAUAUACAUAUAUAGACAUAGAUAAAAAGAAGAGAUAUAUAUUCGUAUAAAGAGAUCAAAAUAGUUAAUCGAAAUCGUCAAUCGUUAGUUGACAACAGUAAAUAAUUUUUUUUUUUUUUGAAAUCGAACAUCACGACAAAAAUGGCCGGUCAACGAGUUGUUUAUCUUCUUCUUCUUCUGAUCUUCGCCCUCAUAGCGCACGAAUGUUACGGUCAGAAGCAACAUCAGGAAGAUCCUUGUCAGACGAAAUCGAGAGUGGUCGGCGAUAUAGAAUAUUGCGAUCGUUAUUGGGAAUGCGUUAAUGGUAGACCAGAAUUAUUCGAUUGUCCUAAUGGCCUUGUAUUUGCUGGGAAACACAGAGGCGUAACAGAGGGUUGCGAUUAUCCAUGGAGAGCUAAUUACUGCGAUGGUAAACGCCAAGCAAAUCCACCAAUAUCAGCUGAACACUGUGAUUGGCUUUAUGGUAUAUUUGGCCAUGAAACAUCCUGCACGAGAUAUUGGACCUGUUGGAACGGCACUGCCACUGAACAAUUAUGCAUCGGUGGUCUGCUUUACAACGAAAGGGCACGAUCCUGCGAUUGGCCCGAAAACGUCGAGGGUUGUCAAAAACAUCCACUUUGUAAUGACGACGCGAACGGCAACGUACCAUUAGGAAAGUCUUGCAAUCGUUACUGGCAAUGUCAAGGUGGUUAUCCACGUUUGCAAAGAUGCCCAGCCAUGUUGGUCUUCGACAGACGAUCAUUGAGAUGCGUUGUACCACCUACCGAAGAUUGCGACGUACCAACGACGCAACCUAGUUUGGAUGGGGAUUUACAAGAUGGUAGAAUCCAAGAACAAGAACCCGAAGAAGAAAAUUUACCGCCUGGUGUACCGCCACUUCCGGCCGGUGCCCUACCCAUUCCACUUCGGGCACGUCCUAGAAAUUAAUUUUAAGUCGUUCCGUUUGUAUGGUUUGAAAGAAAAAAAAAAAAAUUAUAAAAAAGAAAAAAAAGAAAAAACACAUAGACACAUACGCUCUUACGUGUGUAGACGACGAAAGUAGUUACUCGUUUUUCGAGGGUGAGUUUUCAGAUUGUAAUUUUUUCUUCUUUUUAUUUUAUUUUUUUUUUUUUUCGUAUACUUACUAUGUCUUCUCUUUUCUUCCAUUACGGUGUCGCGAAGCAUAAUCGAGAUUAGGGUUGAACUCAUUGAGAGUAAGUUUAUCUCUUUCCCCGUACGACCUAUCCCGUCCCGGUUUCUGUUUUAUAUUUUUUUUUUGUUGUUCUUUUCUUUUUCUUUUUUUUAAUCCUAAUAUUAUUCUUAAUCCGCAAGUAAACAAGCAAGCAAUUUUUAGCAUCGAUAAUAGCGCGUAAGCGUGAUUCGCGUUAGAUCGUUAAGUUUUUUUUCUAUCUGUCUUUGUUUUUUUUUUUAAUUCUUUUCUUGUUUUUUUUUUCCUUUGUUUUUUUCUUUCUUUUCUUUUUUUUCCCUUUUUUUUACAAGAAAUCCUCCCUGUUCAUCAUCCGCACUCUUUUUCAUCCUCGGUGAAGAUGUGUAAAUAUUUUUUCUUUAGCCAUUACUCACUACUAUUAUUAUCUUCCUCCACCCCUCCUAUCCCCCACCCCCGCCCUGGUUUUCUUAAUCUUAUAUUAGAAAUAUUCAAACGCAAUUACACCUGGUCGAUGUAGAAAUACAUGAAAUAAACUGUAUAUUAUAUAUUUUUUUUAGA